UCAUAUCUCUCCUGGAUGUCAGACACAAACUCAAACAUGGCCGACGUGCAGGAUGAUGACCAAUGGCUGUACGGCGAUGAAAAGGAUGAUCCGAAGGAAGAUGGAGAGAUAAAUGAGAAAGCAGGUGAAGAGACAGAGAGAGCAGGAAAGGAAAAUGAUCAAGACAAAGAAGCAGCUAUGGAGGAGGGUGAAGGAGAAGGUGAAGCUGACAAGGAAACAGAAGAUAAAGGAGAUAAAGACAAAGAAGGCGAGAAAGAGGAUAGUGGGAAGGGUAAUGAUGAUGAUAGCAGUGAUGAUGAUGACUUGACAAUUACUAUUGGUGUUAUCAAGACACAGCCAGACAUCAUACAAGCCCCUACUGCUGCUCACUCUACUAGGUUCCAACCUAAGGCUGCUCCCACCACAGGUUUAAAGGAUGACGAUUUUAAUUCUCCAGGAAAAAUCAAUGGAGUUUCUAUAACUGAAUUCAACUUAGCAGAUUUGGAGGAUAAACCCUGGAGAAAACCUGGAGCUGACAUUUCAGAUUAUUUUAAUUAUGGAUUUAAUGAGGAGACAUGGUUCAAGUACUGUGAGCGCCAGAAGAGGAUGAGGAUAUCAGAGUCGGGGGCUGGUCUGGCUGGUCUAGGUAUCAGUGUUACCAAGCCGUUUGGUAAUGCUCCUAACAGCAUCCCAGUAACAAUAAUCAAUGAUAACAGUAAAUAUGGAGGUGCUGGGUCACAGAGACCUAAGGCUGGUCCUCCGCCACGUAACAAAGGCAUGGGACAGAUAGAUGUUAUAGGUGGAACAUCCAAUCCAAAGACCAGCACAAUCCAGGUUAUGACAGCUGACAGGCGAGAAUAUUCUAACAAGGUGAUGAUGAACGGUCCUCCACCUCCGCUGCCUCCUGCCCAGCCAGGAUACAAUGAUAUGGAGUUUGGUGGUAACCCAUAUGGAGAUGCAUAUUAUCCAAGUGACCCUGCCUUCUAUGGGGGAGCUUCAUUUGAAAACCCUCCUCCAUGGGGACCAGGACAAAACCCAAUGGGAGGUCAGAAUAAUUGGGAAGGACCAGGAGGAGGUCCCCCAAAUGUAACACCAGUGUCAAGUGGAACUGGUUACUUUGAAGAAGACUCGGUUAGUGCUCCUCCAGCACCAACAGAGCCUGAAGAAGAAAGACACAGAUCUCGAAGAAGUCACAGAUCUCGAAGUCGGUCUCCAACUCGUCAUAGACACUCCAGUAGACAUCCAAGAUCACGGUCCCGGUCCCCGUCUCACAGACACAAGCGUAAGAAGUCUAAGAGAGAACGUGAUGCAGAUUAAGAUAUUCGUUUUUCCAGUACAAAAUCCCAUUUGUGAAAUUUUUUUGUUUUUUAAGAACAACUUUCUCUUCAUAUUAAUUGUUUAUUUGUAAGAUCCAGUUGAUGGAUAAACCAAAUAAAAAAUACAGUACAUAAGUAAAAUUACAAAUUAAAAUGUCUCUUAAC
Homarus americanus (American lobster) is the source of this 1460-nucleotide messenger RNA. RefSeq names its product pre-mRNA 3'-end-processing factor FIP1-like. The transcript has 9 exons. The record is from RefSeq and is a predicted model, not a curated record. The coding region runs from base 16 to 1296 and encodes 426 amino acids. Gene Ontology annotation, cellular component: mRNA cleavage and polyadenylation specificity factor complex. Lineage: Eukaryota; Metazoa; Arthropoda; Malacostraca; Decapoda; Nephropidae. Gene Ontology annotation, molecular function: RNA binding.